CUUGAAAAGUGAACAGUUAGGCCAGGAACUUCCAAUUGUACCACAGACACAGUAGCCGAAGCAACUGCGAGGACCAUGUUGCCAGCAGUUCUCACCAUUUUCUAUACGUAGCAGAGAAGGGGUGAUGUAGUACUGUCGCACUUGCUGUUCUCAGGCCUGUUGGUAAAGGAGUAUUUUGCUUGCUUAGCGCAUAAUCGGAAAUAAAAUAAACUUCUUGCUAUGAGGUGGCAUGGAAACAUCCUUGUUAUGAUAGUCUUUUUGAAUUUCUUGUGGAUUAAUCAGCGACCCACUUAGAAAGUCUGCAUAUGAAGAACUGUGUAAUGGCUUUAAAACUAUAGUGGUUCCACAGGAUGCAUCGUAAUUUUCCUUCAGCGUUUUGUAUGCCCCUGAUUUGCACUCAGUUAGUAAGCCCUAUGACUUCAACUUAGGGCAGAGUGUAAUUGAUCAAAAUCUUGGAAGUUGAUGGAGUAUAACACAAAAAUACCUCAAGGUGUUUUGCUUGACAGGCAGGUGCUAUUGUUGACAUGGCUGCAGUUUCCUCAAAGACAGUGCCUGCCUUUUUGGAUGAAAGUGUUACUUGACGCAGCUCAGAUACUAGGGAAGGACUGUGAUAUUUAUUUUUAUUUUUUUUUGUCCUCAACUUUAGUGGAGACUUCCAGUAUUUUUGUUUUGUUUCCCUUGUCUUUGUGCUUCUGGAGAGCUAUAAGUGGGACUACUUGUCUGCUGUGUGAAGAUCUGUAAAAGAAAAAAUAUGGUUUACUUCCUUUUUUAACUUAACAUAUAGUAGUAGUGCUCUUCCUGGAAGAGGUCUCAUUUGGAACUGGCUGAUGAACCACAUCUGGUGCUACUGAAGCCUUCAGGAUUUGACUUAGUGGGUAUGAUGCCUUAGUUCAGUUCCUGUUAUUUCAGAGUGCAUUGUGCCUGACUCCUGUGCCACCAGUAGCUGUUACUGAGCAUUGUCAUCUUACACAGAAGGCAGAUGGUGUCUGUAACUUGAAGAUGGUAUUUCAUGAGCUGUUGUAGAAGACUUGAGAGCCAGAGGUCACUGGAGCUGGUGGCCCAUGAGUUGGUGCAAGAGAGCCUGUGUGGUCAUGGCCUGAUUAUCACUAGAGGGAGCUGGUGGAAGUCGUGGGGCUUUCUGUCUUCCAAGCACUUGCAGAAAGUCCUGUGGGCAGGAUCUGACCACUAAGGAGAUGGCUAUGGAAUGGAUGUGUGUGUAAUUCUGCGGCAUUAACUUCCAUGUUUAGGUGCACUGGUGGCAUGAAUACUUUUAGCUGUAAUUAUAGUUCAAAGGAAUAUAAAACUCCUAAUUCAUGAACUUAGGUCUUGCCCCACCCUCCAAACCAAGCUGCAGUUCAUGAGAAUGGCAACCACAUACAUGAUUUAGAAGGACCUUGCAAAAGCAGCAGCCACAGCAAAGCAUUGUAUGUCAUACACGCACCAUCUGGCAGACAGGUAUCUUGUAUGUCUACACAGAAUACGGUCUCAGUUGUAUUGUUCCAGUGCGUUUCCUUAAAAAAAGGCUAACAAUUAACUAGAACGUGAUCAGUGUUAAAUGAUAUUUUUCUCCUGCUUUUCUCUAUUAAAUGUUGCUCAGAUUAAAAGGGAUCUUCUGUAGUCUGAUUUAUUCUUUAACUGUAGUUUUUAAUUUUUUUUUUUUGUAAUUAACAUUCUGCUAUUAAAAACAUGUGCUACAUUUAUAUAACAUUUUUGAGGUCUUGAUGUGCCUGGUGGAGGAACAUGACCAUGAAAUAGUUGGCUAUAUGAUUGACAGCCAUGUUAAGGACCAAAUGGUAGCAAAAUUUCAGUGCACUGAGUGUAUAUUGUUAAAUGAAUUUCAGAGUUCCAAUUUAAAUGAUGAUAACAGACGUUGAUGGAAGGGUGGGAGUGUGGUUUAGGAAAUCAUCUUUCAAGACUUUCGUGGUCAUGUCUGAUUUUCUCUUCGGAUUGUGAUAUAUGUGAAACAGUUACUACUGAUACUGAAAGAUUUGCAAGCAAAUACAGUGUGCUGCAAUAUCAGUCAUGAUGGCACGGAAGACACAUUAAUUUUAAACACUAAAUUUCACAUUUUACUGCUAUGGAAUCAAUACAUGGACUGUUCCUAGCCAAGCAGUAGUUGUGAGAUCAUUCAGCAAGAAUGAUUUUAAAAGUUUUUAACUGGCAUGAACUUACUAAUGGCUAAUUCCAGAGACAAGACGGCAUGAACAAUGCAUGAGGCAUAUGCUAGUGAAACAAAAUGGGCAAUGAAAUUUGUUCCUUUCCUUUUCUUUCCUUUCCUUCUUCUUGACCCUACAGAUCUAAAAUAUAUAUGGUAUGAUAGAGGUAAAUUUUUUUUUCCCCCUCUAGAUUAGAGGUAAGUAGAAAACUACUCACGGGAUCACUAUGAGAAACACAAAGAGGUAUGAUGGUUGGCUUUUGCUGCACAAGAGCCGAAGACAUAACCAUGAUAAUUUUUAUUGCAUGUUUUAUUCUCUGAAGUGUCAGAAUUAGAUGUCUUCUACUGAAUGUCUGUUUUAUGCAUAUUGCUACAGGGGAGAGGAGCCACAAGAGUGGCAUUUCAAGCCUCAAGACAGUCUGUUCAUCAUACAGUGCUACACAGAGAUAGGCUGUGUCUCACCAAAGAUGUCAUGCAGUUACCACACCCUGCUAGUGCUUCCACAAGAGGCAUCAGAGCUACAGGAACAGUCCUGUGAGAGAGAAAUAGUGGAGUUUCCCAUGGGUGAUGGGAAAGCACCUGUGCUCAUUCCAGCUGCAGUAUUCAUUGGGCUUCACAAUGACAACUGCUGUGGGUGCUUUGGCCAUGAGGACUGUGGGAAAAGCUGUGUGAUGCUCUCCUCAGUUUUGGCAGCCUUUGUUGGGAUCCUUGGUUCUGGAUACUGCAUAAUCAUUUCAGCACUGGGAUUGUCUCAUGGACCAUAUUGUUUUACUCACCUAGAAAGAAACUGGAUCUAUCCUUUCACUGAGUCUUCUGGAGGGUACUUGUUUGAGUAUAAAAAGUGGGCUGACUGUCUAGAACCUCAAAACAUUGUGCAGUGGAACGUCACCCUCUUUUCCAUCCUUCUUGUCUUGGGAGGAAUAGAGUUCAUUCUGUGCUUCAUACAGAUUAUCAAUGCCAUUCUUGGAGGACUAUGUGGGUUGUGCUGCAGUCAUGAGGAGACAUACGUUUGCUAGAAACCUGGCAAUUCAUUGACAUCGGUGUAUGUGUGGUAUAUUGAUUAUUCUGUGGUUGGUUGGUUUCUGGUUGGUUUUCUAUUAUUAUUCCAUGCAUACUAAAACGCACAGUUUGCUGUCAAACUGUGCUGUUGACAUCAAUUUAACUGACUUGGGGCCAGCCUUUGUCUCAGUCAUACACAGGUUUUCUACUAACCUGCCUGUAUCUAAAGGUAAAAUGUAUCCUGAAUUUCUUUGGUUCAUCUUAGUAUAGGCAACUGCCUAAACACAUCACUAAAGAUGCUUUUUUUUUUUUUUUUUUUAACUUUCUACUGACACAACACAUUACAGCUCGGUAUUUUAUGCUGCUUUCCCUAUGAAGCUGCACUUUCAUUCUGAUGUUGGAAUGAGCACAAACCCAUUCUAAUCUGGCCCUGAUAUAAAUGAAUACUCUGCUACAGCAAAAACAAAGCAGCAGUAAAAUGUGGAUGAUCAAGGGCAGAUACAUGUACUUCACCUUUUCAGGAUUUUUCUGAGCCUCUCCUGUAUUUCACAAAUAAAGAUUUGUAUUAAAAAUA
This is a messenger RNA of Falco peregrinus (peregrine falcon), 3728 nucleotides long. RefSeq names its product transmembrane 4 L6 family member 1. The record is from RefSeq and is a predicted model, not a curated record. Lineage: Eukaryota; Metazoa; Chordata; Aves; Falconiformes; Falconidae. Gene Ontology annotation, cellular component: membrane. Bases 2491 to 3171 code for a protein of 226 amino acids. The transcript is spliced from 7 exons.